Messenger RNA from Medicago truncatula (barrel medic), 1507 nucleotides. Its product is annotated as probable protein phosphatase 2C 60. The record is from RefSeq and is a predicted model, not a curated record. Lineage: Eukaryota; Viridiplantae; Streptophyta; Magnoliopsida; Fabales; Fabaceae. Gene Ontology annotation, molecular function: cation binding; protein serine/threonine phosphatase activity. The coding region runs from base 164 to 1240 and encodes 358 amino acids. Gene Ontology annotation, biological process: protein dephosphorylation. The transcript is spliced from 11 exons.
UUCUAAGGCACAAAACAAGAAAGUUUCCUCAUUUUCUUUCUUUAUUCUGACUCAUCACUAGUGGCAACACUACUUGUGUUUUCUUCAUUCACCUCUCACUCUCUCUCUUUCUCUUGUACCAACUAUCUCUUUCUUCACACUUUUUCUAUGUCCUGAUAUAGCAAUGGGAACAACUCUCAGCAUUCCUAAAACUGAAAAGUUCUCAGAAGAUGGUGAAAAUGACAAUCUUAGAUAUGGUUUAUCAUCUAUGCAAGGUUGGCGUGCAACAAUGGAAGAUGCACAUGCGGCGCAUCUUGAUGUGGAUUCAUCCACUUCGUUUUUCGGUGUAUAUGAUGGUCAUGGAGGUAAGGCGGUUGCAAAGUUUUGUGCCAAGCACCUUCACCAACAGGUGCUCAAGAGUGAAGAAUACAUAGCUGGAGAUGUUGGAACAUCUCUUACGAAAGCAUUUUUGAGAAUGGAUGAGAUGAUGCGUGGUCAAAGGGGAUGGAGGGAAUUAGCAGUCUUAGGUGAUAAGGUAAAAGGGUUCAAUGGAAUAAUUGAAGGAUUGAUUCGGUCUCCAAGAAGCAAUGAUAAUAAGGACCAAAGUGAUGAUUGGGCCUUUGAGAAGGGGCCUCAUUCAGACUUUGAUGGACCAAAUUCAGGAAGCACUGCUUGUGUUGCAAUCAUUAGAAACAACCUACUUUUUGUUGCGAAUGCUGGUGAUUCACGCUGCGUAAUAUCUAGGAAUGGUCAGGCAUACAAUUUAUCUAGAGAUCACAAACCUGAGCUUGUGAUUGAGAAGGAAAGAAUCUAUAAAGCUGGUGGUUUUAUUCAUGCAGGACGAAUUAAUGGGAGUUUAAAUCUUGCAAGAGCUAUAGGUGACGUGGACUUCAAAAAUAAUAGAUUUCUUUCUGCUGAAAAACAAGUUGUGACCGCCAAUCCAGACAUAAACAUUGUCGACCUUCACGACGAAGAUGAGUUUAUAGUGAUAGCUUGUGAUGGCAUAUGGGAUUGCCUAUCAAGCCAACAAUUGGUAGAUUUUGUACGUCAAGAACUUCUCUUGGAAACCAAACUCUCUGAGGUUUGUGAAAGAGUGCUAGACCGGUGUUUAGCGCCAUCUUUGGCUGUUGGUGAUGGAUGCGAUAACAUGACAAUGAUCUUGGUGCAGUUCAAAAAACCGCUACAAACCAGUGCACCAGCUCAAGAACAAUCAUCUUCAAAUGAACAAGAUGCAUCUGAACCAACUUUGGAGAACAGUUGAAGUUGGCAGUUUUUUGUGUUCCAACACUAAACGCAUACAUGUAUAUUUUAUAGCUGUGGACCUAUGCUUAGAAAAUGCCUCUAGUUGGUAAUUUUCAAUUUUAACUAGCUUUGUAUAAAACAAUUAUUCACCCCUAUUUCAAAAACUAGAAUGUGUUUUGCUUGUUCAAUAAGCGGUUCCAAAGGUCAGUAUUUCUAGUCAUUAGUAUUAACAACAACAAUAUGCAAGCAUUUUGAGGUGUUUAACAGCUUAAGAUUUCAGACGAAA